CUCUGAUUGGUCGAGAACUGAGCGCCUCGUCCAAUGACUAGAAUGUCACCGUUUUCAAAUCUACUCUGAAAACGCUCGGCCUGGUGAUUAGAGACCUGAGACCCGCCUGCUAUUGAAAUGGAGAGCUUUCUAAGGCGGAAGCUUGCCCAGGCCGGCUCAUCUCUUCAAAAACCUGUUUCCUCUUACCAGCCUAUCAAAUUGCCAGAUUUGUGUUCUAGUUUCUAUUCAAUUGCAGAUGAACCUUUUCCUCAAGUGUCUGGAUUUCUUGAUGACACCGUCGGCCCAUCCUUUCUUUUAAAUGAAACAGGAACUGUGUUGAAUUCCCCUGCUUGCACGCCAUCAGAAAAGCAUGCAAAAAAUAAGGAUGAAGGAGUUUUAGCACCCAGAAAAGAGACUACCAAUGACUCUGGCCUUAAUUGCUCUCUUGGAGCACAUUGUCAGUCGGCAAAUGUAAGCAUGUCUACUAGAUCGCCACAGAAUGAGAAAGACAUUACCAGUGCAACAGCGGGCAAAGCAGAUGGUGACUGCAAUGAUGCCACGGCAUCCAUUACAUCUUUAGAGAAAUCUGAUUUAAUUAGUGUAGAGUUGAAGAACAGCACUUUUGAAGUGUCCCAUGACUCGAAAGAACGGUCUGACGCUGGUAUUAAUGCAACUGUUGAUCUACACAACAUCAGUAAGAAGAACAGCAUUUUUGAGUCUCAGGAGCCAAAGGAGGGGUCUGACCCUAUACUUAAUUCAACAGUGGAUAUUGAUGACCCUAAUACAAAGACAGAGACCGGAAACACCACUGUUGAACUGGUCCAGUCACAUGACCCUAAAGAGGGACCUGACACUGGGGUUAAUACAACUGUGGAUAUUCCUCUUCUAGACAGAGCACAAUCUAAAACUAAUGCAUGUGAUGAUAACACUGUACCAUUAAACACUACUACUACUACAGAACAGCCAAAUGAAACCUUGAAGGAACUAUAGACAUACAGCCACAAGAAAAACUGGAUGCUAGUAUUAACUCUACUGAGGUUAAUACAAUAAAAAACACAGAGGAAGCUCAUUUUAACAUCAAUGAAACUGUUGAUAUUGUGGAGCAAAUAGCCAGUGCUCCUCUUCAACCCUCUGGUGAGGUCGAACAAUCAAACUCUGUUCCUAUAAAACC
Messenger RNA from Carassius auratus (goldfish), 1150 nucleotides. RefSeq lists its product as uncharacterized. The transcript has 2 exons. The coding region runs from base 118 to 969 and encodes 283 amino acids. The record is from RefSeq and is a predicted model, not a curated record. NCBI's taxonomy places the organism in Eukaryota, Metazoa, Chordata, Actinopteri, Cypriniformes, Cyprinidae.